GAUGAACCCCUUAACACCUACCUUAACUUGGGCGAAUGCAAAGAGCUCGAGGAAUACUCCCUGAAAUGCAUCAAGGACGGCUGCUCCUUCAAGGCUGUGGCUAAGAAUGGUGAAAUAAUUGGUGUCUUCCUUAAUGCCCUUAUGCACCGUCCUGCCCCUGAUGCGGUACCCGAGGCCUCUGCAGAUACCUGUGAACAUCCUAAAUUUAAGAAAAUUCUCCAACUGAUGGAUUUCAUUGAGGGUGAUUUCAAUGUUUUCGAUUUGUAUCCCGGCACCAAUACCAUUUUGGAUGGUAAGAUUCUGUCGGUAAAUACCAAUUAUCGUGGUCUGGGUAUUGCUGGCCGUCUUACCGAACGAACAUUGGAUUAUAUGCGUGAACAUAAUAUCCCUGUGAUGCAUGUCUUGUGUUCUAGUCACUACUCGGCUAGAGUUAUGGAAAAAUUGGGUUUCCAUGAGGUGUAUCGCCUAAAUUAUUCCGACUAUAAGGUCAAUAAUGAGGUUGUAUUGAAACCAGAACCACCUCAUGUUGCUGCCAGGAUUUUGGUCAAGGAGAUUGCGGAUGUGGUGAAAACAAAACUAUAA
Musca vetustissima is the source of this 582-nucleotide messenger RNA. RefSeq names its product arylalkylamine N-acetyltransferase 1-like. The transcript has a single exon. Gene Ontology annotation, molecular function: N-acetyltransferase activity. The record is from RefSeq and is a predicted model, not a curated record. The annotation marks the transcript as partial. Lineage: Eukaryota; Metazoa; Arthropoda; Insecta; Diptera; Muscidae.